Molecule: messenger RNA, 1503 nt
Organism: Letharia columbiana
Lineage: Eukaryota; Fungi; Ascomycota; Lecanoromycetes; Lecanorales; Parmeliaceae
Exons: 5
Coding region: 1-1503 (500 amino acids)
Biological process (GO): trehalose biosynthetic process; cellular response to heat
Cellular component (GO): cytosol; alpha,alpha-trehalose-phosphate synthase complex (UDP-forming)
Molecular function (GO): alpha,alpha-trehalose-phosphate synthase (UDP-forming) activity
Source: RefSeq, a predicted model, not a curated record
AUGGCUUCUCCCGAGCGUGCUCCUCGUCUUCUGAUGGUCUCUAACAAAACUCCUGUCGUCAUCAAGCUGUCCACGGAAGGGUCGUACAGCUUUUCUCAAGGCUCAGGUGGUUUGAUAAGCGGUGUAAGUGGCCUAUCGCAGACAAUACCAUACACCUGGUACGGCUGGCCCGGCCUAGAGAUUCCUGAAGCAGAGACUGCUGCCCUGUCCAGUCGGUUGAGAGACGACUUCGCAUCUGUACCAGUCUUUCUCGACGACGAGCUUGCAGACCGCUACUACAACGGCUUCGCGAAUUCCAUUCUAUGGCCUAUCUUCCACUAUCACCCGGGUGAGAUGAACUUCAGCGAGGAUGCCUGGUCAGCAUACAAGAAGGUCAACCGGAUAUUUGCUAAGACCGUUGCCAAAGAUGUGAAGGACGGAGAUAUUGUCUGGAUCCAUGACUUCCAUCUUUUCCUUGUGCCAUCCAUGCUGCGAGAGGAAAUCGGUCCCAAUGUGAACGUCAAGAUUGGAUUCUUCCUCCACACGACCUUCCCUUCCUCGGAAGUCUACCGCAUUCUGCCUGUCCGGAAUGAGAUUUUGCUUGGAGUCUUGCACAGCGAUCUGAUUGGGUUCCACACAAAUUCCUAUGCACGCCACUUUUUGAGCAGUUGCUCUAGCGUCCUUGGUCUGCCUACGACGAGUCGAAACGUUACAUUCCAGGGCAGGAUCGUAAAUGUUGGGACAUUUCCUAUCGGGAUACAACCAGAGCGAUUCACUCAAACUCUUGCCGAGACCAAAGUUCAGGAGCGGAUAGCAGCGCUCGAACGCGAGUUUAAGGGACGCAAGCUCAUGGUUGGCGUCGAUCGGUUGGACUAUGUCAAAGGACUUCCGCAGAAGCUUCGGGCUUUGGAAGUGCUUCUGACAAACCAUCCCGAGCUUGUUGGGUCUGUUGUCUUGGUACAGAUUGCUAUUCCCACUCGUGGUGAAGUGGAAGAAUACCAAAAUCUUCGUGUGCUGGUCAACGAGCUUGUUGGUAGAAUUAAUGGAAAAUUCGGAACGAUCGAGUAUACACCAAUUCACUUCAUGCAUCAGUCCAUGGCUUUCGAGGAGUUGUUAGCUCUCUACGCCAUGUCGGAUGCUUGCGUCAUUGCAUCAACCCGCGAUGGGAUGAAUCUAGUAUCCUUUGAAUACAUCGCUUGCCAACAAAAGCGCCAUGGAUCAUUGGUACUUAGUGAGUUUGCCGGCUCAGCUCAGAGUCUCACUGGAUCCCUUAUUGUCAAUCCGUGGAACAUAGACGAGAUGGCAAGGGCCAUGCAAAAAGCUCUUACUAUGGAAAAUUGGGAACGAGCCGAACGGUUCGAGCAGAUGAACGGCUAUGUUCAGAACAACACAAGUGCUUUCUGGGGUGCGUCAUUCAUCAAAGAGCUGAAGAGCGUUGGGGAGGAGCCAGAACGCUUAUUGAAGUUCGGCCGGGAUCCUCCUCCGAUCAAGAUAGACUGGAGGAGCUAUGACGGUGAAGCGUGA